This is a messenger RNA of Trematomus bernacchii (emerald rockcod), 4852 nucleotides long. RefSeq names its product interferon-induced very large GTPase 1-like. Lineage: Eukaryota; Metazoa; Chordata; Actinopteri; Perciformes; Nototheniidae. The record is from RefSeq and is a predicted model, not a curated record. Gene Ontology annotation, molecular function: protein binding; GTP binding; GTPase activity.
AUGACAUUCAGCAACCUGAAGCCAGGGGAGUGUUACUUUCUACAGGUUUCUACAAAACUUCGGAAUGGAAGAAUAAGCAGGCCAACUGUAACAUCUGCCAACACAAAGCCUACCCCUCCUGUGCAGGUUACAGUCGAUCAGGUCAGCAGGGAGUCAUCACCUCGGGACACAAUAAGCAAGCCUACUAAAACCUCUGCCCAGACAGAGCCACACCUUGAGAGUUUUUUGGAGGAACUGGGGUUGGAUCACCACUACAAAGAGAAGCUAUCCCUAAGCACACUUCUAAGGAUUGACAAGAAGACCAUUACUGAUGAACCUGCCAAGUCUCUCUUCCUGUGCUCUGAUGGUUUUGUACAGCAGGAAAUGGCCCUCAAAAUGUCCAUGUGUCAGUUUUCCGUGCCUCUGUUGCUUCCCAACUGUGACACAAAGCAGUGCACACUCAUGCUUUGGGCCAUGAGAGACAUUGUUAAAAAGUACAGACCUCAGUCACUUUCAGAGUCCAGGGGAUUUAUUGAAGAGAGAAUUGUUGUCUCUGAACUUCCAAUGAUAUCUUUUGUGAGACUGGGUGAGUGCUCCUUGUCCAAGUCAGAGAUCCUCAAUAAGCUUCUGAGCAAUUCUCAGCAGUACCAUGAGACCUUUGUUCACUCCAACAUGGAGGGUGGUGACAGUCCAAGGAGAAUAUCCAAUGGAUUGGUUGAAAUGACUUGGUACCUCCCUUGUGGGAACAAAAACAUGGAUGUCUUCAGCGAGCCAGUUGCUGUAGCUAACCUUCGUGGGGACAUUGCUUCAUUUGAAACACAAUUUGCUUUCUUGUGUCAGACAUCUGCAGCAGUUUUUGUGUUCUUUGAUGCUUUGGACUCUGAGUGUGAGCUGCUAACCAACCAAAACCACAAGGCCCAGAUCUUCUUGGUGGGUAACCGUCAAAGCAAAGAUUUCAAAUUAGAUGCUGUAAAAAAGGUAUCAACCAAGUUAAGCUUAAAAAAGAGCAACAUCAUUUUGAAAGAAAAGCACAUAAACGAUGCAAAAUUUGUCAAAGAUUUGCGUGAAACAGUCAGCAAUGUAAUUGAAAACACAAAGGUGAAGAUGGGAAUUGAGAAGAUGGCUGACGUUGCCCAUGAACAUGGAAUCUGUGUUGAUGAAGACUCUCCAGAGUGCCAGACUGCCAAGAAAAAUGCAGAUACCAUCACUGCAGAAAUUCAAGACAUUCUUAAAUACAAAGAAGUUCAGCUUCCCUUGCAAGGCCAAAUAUGGAAGGAGCUUACUUGCUUAGAGAAGGAAGAAUUGCGACUUAAGAAUGUUGGGGAGGAGAAGAAGAAGAAGAAGAAGAAGAUAGAGAGGUUAUAUUUCCUGAAAUGGAUGCGAAUGAAACUCGAUAACGUGUCUCGGGAAAAACUCUUUGACCUCAGGGAGCAGUACAAAGAAAAACGCAAAAACCCUGAGAACAAAGAGGAGAUCAAGAAAAUAGACAACAGCUCAUUAGGGACUGAACACUUCUUCCGUGAAAUGGGGCAGAUCUAUGAAGCUUCCCUUUCCCUUCCUGAAACAGACCCAGCACGUCAACAACUACAGCAUCUCCCCAAGCUAUGUGCUGAGUUAAUGCUUGAUGGAUUUCCACUUGAGCUUGUAGAUGGAGAAGCAUCCAACAUACCUCUCAGAUGGGUGACUGACGUUCUCUCUCAGCUCAAUGACUUGGUGUCUCCUAAGAACAAGAUCCUGGUAGUCACAGUUCUUGGAGUUCAGAGCACAGGAAAGUCCACUCUCCUCAACACCAUGUUUGGAGUGCAGUUUGCAGUCAGCAGUGGUCGAUGCACUCGAGGGGCCUUUAUGUUGCUGAUUCAAAUCAAUGAAGAUGUCAGAAAAGACUUCAACUGUGACUUCAUGGUGAUCAUUGAUACUGAGGGCUUAAAGUCACCAGAGCUCGCACAACUGGACAAUAGCCACGAGCAUGACAAUGAGCUUGCAACACUUGUUGUGGGGCUGAGUGAUAUCACCAUCAUCAAUGUUGCAAUGGAGAAUUCAACAGAAAUGAAGGACAUCCUACAGAUAGUUGUACACGCUUUCCUCAGGAUGAAAGAGGAGGGCAAAAAGAAGCCCAAAUGUCAGUUUGUUCACCAGAAUGUGUCCGAUGUUUCAGCCCAUGACAAGAACCUGCGAGACAGGGAACUGCUCCUGCAGCAGUUAAACGAGAUGACCCAGGCAGCAGCCAAAAUGGAAAAGAAAAAGGAGAACCCGAGCUUCACUGAUGUGAUGGAGUACAGUCCAGACACUGGAAACUGGUACAUUCCUGGACUCUGGAAUGGAAACCCACCGAUGGCACCAGUCAAUGCAGGCUACAGCGAGGCUGUCUAUGAGCUCAAGAAGAACAUAAUCACCAUUUUGGGAAGUUGUGGAUCAUCAGCUAAUAAUAUCUUGGAGUUUACAGAGUGGAUGAAGAGCCUGUGGACUGCAGUAAAACAUGAAAACUUCAUCUUCAGUUUCAGAAACAGUCUCGUGGCUGAUGCAUACAUGAGGCUAUGCACAGAAUUCAACAGAUGGGAAUGGGACUUCAAAAAAAAAAUGUUCACAUUGGUUACACAAGCUGAAACAAUAAUCUCCAAUUUUGGUACAGCUGCUGAUAAAUAUAACAAAUCUGACAUGAGAGAACUUGUCGAGCUAUUGAAAAAUGAAUAUUUGACUGAGCUGUCUGAAUGGGAAACAAAGCUUCUGGAAAAUCUGGACCAGUACUUCAAGCAAACAGAGGGUCAUGUCUAUCUUGUUGAAGGAUACAGAGAGGAAUUUAAAAACAGUGCUAAGAGCCUUCGACGAGAAAUGGAAAGCUCUGUGUUUAAUCAACUCACAGCAGCAGCCGCCAUCAGACAGGGGAUGACAGAACUUGAUAAAAUCAAGGAGGACCACACAAAGGACUUAGAGGGCAGAGUUUGUGCAUUGAUUGAAGAAUGUAGGAAGAAAAAAGUCAAGAUGACAGAGAAAGAGCUGAACAAAGAAUUUGACAAGAUGUGGACUGAAACAGUGAAGGAACUAACCUUUAAAGAAAUGAAGGUUGAUGACAUUUUCACCAGUGUGUCUCACCGCCUGAGAACAAAUCUAUCAACCAAGGGAGGUCAUGCAAGUGAUUUGUUAAGUCAAAAAAGCCUGAAAGAAUGUGGACAGGGGCCUUUUAAAUAUAAAGUUGAAGGACUCUUAAAUAAAGGUGUAGACACAUUUAAACAGUGGUUUAACAUGCCAGGUAAUGCAAAGGCUGUACAACAAACAGCUGACAGCAUCAUUACAGUUUGCUCACAGAUGGUGAGUGAAAAAAUGAAAAGAAAGAGUAAUUACCAUGAUACCUACAUCGAUGAGAUUUUAAAAAAGAUUGAUGAGAGGCUGGAAAACAAUCAGGAAUCAGACAUCACUUUUGAAGUCUCUCUGAAACAGCACAUCUGUGGAGACGCAGCCAGAAGGUUUCAGAAAAUGCAUGAAGAUUUCAUCCAAAAGAAGGAUCCCUACAUAUGUCUGAAUGAAAACAAAGGAAAGUUUCUUGCUGAUUUUAAAGAUGUGUUCCAUAAUGUAGACCAGUGCCAGAAGAAGGCAGAAGAAUUCACAAACCGAUGCUUGAAGCCUGCAGUCGAACACUUUGUCAACCGUUCCCUGGGUCCUGAUAUCAUUGGUGAAAUGAGGACAAGUGAGGAGUUCAGCACAAGAAUGUCCUUCCAGUAUUCACUUUUACUGGAACUGCUCUCAGAGGAUGACUUUAAAAAGUACCAGAGCUUUAUUUGUUCCUAUGAGAAAUAUGUAAAGAAAUGGAUACUCAACAAAAUAUUGGAACGCUUCUCAGAUGGGUCUACGAUGUUUGAGGAACAACAUCUCCAGUCAUGUGUCAACAGAAUAAAUAAUGCUAUCCAGAAAGCUAAAACAGAAAAGAGUGGCAACGUAAAGUCAUUUGUUGAAGAUGUCUGUCAGGAACUUGGUAACAAACUGGUCAUUUCCCAGGGUGCUCUUGGGGCAUUCAUGACCCUGAACAAUGCCAACCAGGAACAGUUUGCUCACAGGCUCACUGAGUGUGUGAAGGAGAUGGCACAAACUCUUAGAGAGAAGUUUAAGAAAACAAACAUCCAAACUAAACUACAGAGCCUUCAUGUGAAUCCUCAGAACGAGCUUUUCAACACACUGAUUGGCUGUGGUAAACAGUGUCCGUUCUGCAAAGCGCCCUGUGAGGCAGGAGCAACAGCCCACACUGAGCACUUCACUUCACUUCAUCGACCAGAGGGUCUGGGUCAAUGCAGAUGGAGUAAUACAGAAAAACUUUGCAUUGACAUAUGCUCUUCCCUAGUAAACAGUGACAUUUCUUUUCACUGCAGUGCACACCCUUACAAGCGCUACAAAGAAAUCUAUCCGGACUGGAAAAUCCCACCAGAUGCAAGCCUCCAGGCAUCAGACUACUGGAAAUAUGUACUGGCAAAGUUCAAUGAUCAGUUUGCAGCAGCAUUCAAGGCAAAGCCUGCUGAUAUUCCCUUAGCUUGGAAACUUAUCACACCUGAGCAAGCAGAGGCAAGCCUCAAAGAGUCAUUUCAUAUCUAAUGAGAAACGACAAGCUUUGUGCUCACAGAGGGUCCCGUCCUCCUCAUUACAGUCAUCAUCCUCUCAUGGACAUUUAGAGUACACUUGAUUUUUAUGAAGAAGCACAAAAAGUAACAUGCUGUUUAUGAGAUGGCAAGGUUGAUCAUAUAUUUCAACAACAACUUACAAGGAAUUUGUAAACAUUUCAGUUUGAUUUACAGACUUUAAAUGCUUCUUUUUUUGGUUGUUAUUGUAGUAUCAAUUAAUCAAAUUCGAUUUGAUUGAGUGUUUUUAUUUCCUUAAAGUAACUGAUGCA